AUGGCUCAUUGUGAAUAUAAGUAUGUGUUCUUGAUCAUGAGCAGAAUGAAAAAUAAAGAGGAGCCAUCAGAUGAAGAACACAGCAGACGAGGAGAUGUGGAAGAUGACCAUAGGGAAGACUAUGAACUCCUUUUCGAGGAAGACAAUGACUUCGAUUAUUGCGAACAAGAUGAUUAUGAUUAUGAUUAUGGAGAAGAAGAAGAGACAUAUGUCUUCAUGAGAAUCAUUACCGGCUUGGUACUUGUGAGGGCACGGAGGCUGUCAGAGGUACUCUCUUCUUCGAGCGACGUGUGGAAGGAGUGGGAGCUAAGAGGGGCGGUCUUCUUGAGCCUUGCCCUCCAAAUCAUCCUCAUUUGUCUUGGCAACCGUCGCAAGUACGUCCCGGGUGCUUGGAUCAGGGUGGUCACCUGGUCAGCCUACCUAUUGGCCGAUUCAGUUGCGCUCUACGCACUCGGCAUGAUCUCCAGCAUGAUCAAUGAUAUCAAGGCUGACAAAUUGAUGAGUAAGAUGGACCCACACGUAGAGCUAAGCGUGUUUUGGGCGCCAUUUCUGUUGCUGCACUUGGGUGGCCCCGACACAAUCAGCUCCUACGCCAUGGAAGACAACGAGCUCUGGCUCAGGCACUCGCUGACGCUAGUGUACCAGACAAUCUUGACAGCUUAUGUCUUGGGAAUGGCCUGGACUCGUCCUAGCCUAUCAGUCCCUGCCAUUCUGAUACUGCUCUCAGGUUUCUAUAAGUACAGUGAAAGGGUUUGGGUUCUCCGCGCUGCCAGCAACGAGCACUUCAAGGACUCCCUCACCGAGUCCCAAACCCGCCAGGGGUAUUCCAACAAGAUUAUGGAGGAGUGCGAGUUGAAGGGGGCAGAAGGGUACAACGUUGUGCCUCAUCGAGUCAUUGAGGUACGGGAUGAUGCUAUGAUUAUGAUUGAUGAUGCGAUUGCCCAUCUUUCGUCCGAGGACCAACAACACAAGCGUGUAGUGGGCGCACUGCUAGCAGCCUACAGCUUGGUCAACACUAGUCAGCGCCUUUUUGCGGAUCACUUGUUUAGCUUGGAGGAACGCGACACUUGUCUUUCAAUACUGAGCGGUGAACACUGUGAAGGGGAUUUUAAAGUCAUUGAAAUCGAACUGGGCCUUAUCUACGAUGUGUUCUACACAAAGGCAAAGGCAAUCUAUACAAGUCCGGGCUUUAUUUGUAGACUUGCCAUCUCAUUCGCAGUUUGUGUCACUUUGGUGCUCUUCUCUUUUAGUGACAAGCGACGAUACUCGAACCCGGAUCUAUGCUUGACCUUCUUGUUGCUAGGAGCGGCUGCUUUCCUCGAGUUAUACGCACUGUUUUACAUUCUUUUCUCCGACCGAGUUGCCUGUUGGCUCAUAAAGAAUAAGCAAUUGGCUAUCUUCAAUUUCAUCAACAGAAUCCAACCGCUGUCAAAAAGGCGCAGGUGGUCCAAUUCAAUGGGCCAAUUCAGCCUAAUGAGCUGCUCCUUCAAAGAAAAUGACUCCCGGUGGUGGAGAUUCCUAAAGCUAUUGCACCUUGACGAGAUGACGGUGAAGUUUCUGUACCAAGGUCGCGAGGACGUGACAGAAAAUAUCAGAAAACUAAUUCGGGAGAUGAUAAAACUGAAGGAAGCGAAGGAUAUGCAAAAAUCCCCCUCCUCGUGGACUGUCCCUGAAGGAUUGAAAUGGAGCCUCGAGGCGGACAUCGACAUGAGCAUCCUAGUCUGGCACAUAGCAACGGAGCUGUGCUAUUACCCCGAUUACGAAAAGGACAGUAUUCAGAAGCUAAAUAGAAGUAACCAGACCCAUGUUAUAUACAAGUCCUUGAUGAGUUUGCACAUGUCUCGGUACAUGCUAUAUCUCCUAGUUACGUACCCGUCGAUGUUGCCAGUUGGAAUCGGAAGUAUCAGGUUCAGAGACAUUUACAAAGGGAUCAAGAAGUAUUUUGCCUUGCGUAAAUCCACUCCAGAAAGACCCGCUGCUGGCCCCAACAUCUUGGAAGGAGAUGCCGGAAAGGGGAUAGAGUACAACCCUGAGAUUGCAAAGGCUUGCGAUGUGUUGCGUGGCCAAGUGAAGACCAAAUUCAAUCUGAGCGUGAUGAAGGAGGACAAAGUCAAGUACGUGCUGUUCAAUGGCUGCCGGCUUGCGUCGGAGUUGGAGGAGAUCUCGCCCGAGGAGUCAAAAUGGGAUCUGAUCAGAGUGGUGUGGGCGAACAUGCUGAUCCACGUGGCUAAUAAGUGCAAGGCCAAGGAUCAUGCACAGCAGAUGCGGUGCGGCGGCGAGCUCAUAACCCAUGUCUGGUUUCUACUGGCUCAUUGCGGGCUGACCGAGCACUUCCAGAUACAGCACGCCCCAACAAUAGCAGAGAUGAUAGUGAAUUCCUGGUGA
This is a messenger RNA of Eucalyptus grandis, 2385 nucleotides long. RefSeq lists its product as uncharacterized. Bases 1 to 2385 code for a protein of 794 amino acids. Lineage: Eukaryota; Viridiplantae; Streptophyta; Magnoliopsida; Myrtales; Myrtaceae. The record is from RefSeq and is a predicted model, not a curated record. The transcript has 2 exons.